UUCUUACUCUCCCGAAAAUAUAACUGAAAAAGAAUUCAAUCAAUUCAUUAGAUUACAUUGUUUAUUCAGGGAUAAAUUUUUGACUUAGGCAAGAGAAAUCUAAAAUAUGUAUUGGGUUGUUGAAGGAUUUUCUCAUAUAAUAUGUAGAUUUUUUUUUUAAAUAAAAUUAUUGUAAACUCCAUCAUCAUCACAAUAAUUACGUAGGUAUAUAAUUAGUAUGCAUCCAAUGUACAUUAUGUUCUCAAUGAUAGCGACCCCCCACUACCACGUUCUUUUUCUAUAUAUAUAAUCUAAUCUGUAAAGGAAUCAAUCAGUUUUCAGUCUUCCGCCAUUAUUAGAUAAGACUUUGUGGUUUGAGUCCAUUGUUUUUGUUUUUCUUUUUUCAGGCUUCCUUUCUGCUUUCAGGAAUUACAUCGCCAAGGUUCGUUCUUUUCCAAUAAAUUUUGAUACUUGGCGAUUGUUAAGCACGCUUGAGUUGUUGAUCAAUGGGGUCUGAAGGGCCUCCAGCUGUGACUAUCCAUGUUACUGGUUUUAAAAAAUUCCAUGGAGUUGCAGAAAAUCCAACUGAGACAAUUGUUAACAAUCUAAAAGAUUAUAUGAAGAAAAGGGGUCUUCCCAAAGGGGUGAUCCUUGGUAGCUGCAAUGUUCUUGAGACGGCAGGACAAGGGGCUGCGCUACCUUUAUAUCAGACAUUGCAAUCUAGUCUAAGUAGAGAUGCGAAUGAUGCAAGUCCGGCUAGAGUUAUUUGGGUACAUUUUGGAGUUAAUAGUGGUGCAACAAGGUUUGCAAUAGAGAGCCAAGCAGUCAAUGAAGCCACGUUUCGUUGCCCUGAUGAGAUGGGAUGGAAACCACAGAAAGUUCCUAUAAUCCCAGCUGAUGGUGGAAUUUCGAGAACACGAGAGGUAAAGCUGUUUCUUUGUUUAAUUUCGUUUUAUUGCUUGUGUAGUUUCUUUGCAAUAUUUAUGGUGUAAUUAUGUGUAAGUUAACAAGAUAUGGAACGCGGCAUAAUUUGAAAAUGGGGGUAUUUUAAACAUGGAAAUGAGCAUCUGAUCGAAUACGAGAUGCACUACUUUCCUUCAUUUCACAGUUACCAUACUUGCUCAGUUUUGUGAAUGAAUGAACUUUCUAUUGAAUCUACCGGCAAGUUUAAAGUUUCUGAUUUACGAUGCAUUUCAGCUUUACUUGGUUGUGUAUUAUUAUCCAAAAAUGACAAUGUUCUUGCUCUAUGUACAACACUUGUACACAGGAGUUGCCUCUAACACGGGGAAUGAUUCCUCAGAUAAAGAUAUGUAUCUGCUUGAUUUUCAAUCACAUUUUACUAUCUUAGUGAUGGAAUUUUUGGUGACAGUUUUGGAUAUCCAUGUCGAUAGGGCAAGCCAAUUUGACCACUCUGUUGUGGUGAAUUUGAAAAUUUCUUUGCUUUUGGUUUAUCUGUGUUAGUUCGAAAUGUAGAUUUUCUCUUCAAGGUGCUGGAAUCCAUCAGUGCUGAAAAUGUUAUGUGCUUCUUUGAAGAGUGGCAUGUGCCUGAUUAUAACUACCCUUCAGAACAGUCUGUUUGUGCAAAUUUAAAUGCUCCAUGUUGAAAUCCUUAUGUUCAUUUAUGAAGGGAAAUAAGAAGCAAGAAUGAUAUAAUGGUAAAAAAGGCAUUUCAAUAUGUAAAGGACCGUGACACUUGUCGAGUUUUUGUCCGGCCUCAUUCUUCAUCAUUUCAAGGAGACAACUUGUCGAGGUGCACAUCUGUUCUGUGGACUUCGGGGAGAAGUCCUUCUAGUUGCACCCUGAUUUUUCCUUUAUCUUGUUAGAGAACCACAAAUAUACUAUUGAAGUACCCUGGUGUAGCUCGCCAGAUGCAUUAUUGACCAUGCUUUUUCAGAAAGCAUUCGAUCUCGAGUGUCUGGAAUGCAGAUGCCAUUUAGAAGAAGGAGUCAUAGGAUGCUAGUGGUCUGUCUUACCACCUUACUUUGGAUUCUAAAUAAUCUGAAGACAUCAAAGUGCAGUUGCCGCAAGCAAUUAUAUCAUGACUACAUAUAGCUAUCUGUUGUAGUUCUUUUGAGCUUAUUGGCGAGCGCAAAUGAUUAUUUUGUUUGGCAUUGAUAUCAUGCAUUUUUGUGGAAAUUAUUAGUCUUUAAUCUGUGUCAUUUUCCCUUUGGCCAGACAUCUCUUCCUGUGGAGGAAAUCACAAGGUCAUUGGCUAAGAUGGGCUAUGAAGUGAUGACUUCUGAUGAUGCUGGUCGAUUCGUCUGCAAUUAUGUAUACUAUCAUUCCUUGCGUUUUGCCGAGCAGAAUGGAAUCAAAUCACUAUUUGUACAUGUGCCCCUCUUCUUUACUAUAGAUGAGGAGACACAAAUGCAAUUUGCUGCUUCCUUACUGGAGGUACUUGCGUCUUAUUGUUAGACUAUUUUUUUCUUCCAAACUGAGAGCUUUUUUGCUCUGCUGUUGUGUUCGUGUAUUUGAAGGUGUGCUUUAAUAAACUCUUUAUUGUAUGUGAAUGGAAAAGUUGAUUUUUGCAGAGAUUGAUGCCUCCUCACGUUUGUUGUAUCAUAUUUUUACUGCCUCCAACAUUUUGAAUAUGGAAAGAAUGGUUCUUGUAAUUGCGGUUACAGCUUAUCGUAGUUCCCAUGUCUUAAUGCGAG
Messenger RNA from Oldenlandia corymbosa var. corymbosa, 2633 nucleotides. The record is from the annotation of a GenBank genome assembly. NCBI's taxonomy places the organism in Eukaryota, Viridiplantae, Streptophyta, Magnoliopsida, Gentianales, Rubiaceae.